AAAAUAAAGAAAAAUGGUUCAUAGAAGGAGGAAAUAAAUAUAGAGGACAUUGGUCAUCCGAUGGUAUGGGAGCAGGUGUAGCCAUACUUCAACGAAACCAUAAAGUAAUAGUAAUGGGCGACUUCAACGCUGUACCAUCGCCAAGUAUAGAUAGAAAUAACAAUAACCAAUUCAACAUCCCAGAGAGUGAAAUUUUCUCAAUAUUAACAGGAAAAGACUUAAUUGAUAGCUAUAGAACCAUAUACCCUGAUUCCAGCGGUUUUACAUGA
Molecule: messenger RNA, 269 nt
Organism: Diversispora eburnea
Lineage: Eukaryota; Fungi; Glomeromycota; Glomeromycetes; Diversisporales; Diversisporaceae
Source: the annotation of a GenBank genome assembly